Molecule: messenger RNA, 1452 nt
Organism: Oryza brachyantha (malo sina)
Lineage: Eukaryota; Viridiplantae; Streptophyta; Magnoliopsida; Poales; Poaceae
Product: probable CCR4-associated factor 1 homolog 7
Exons: 2
Coding region: 1-1212 (403 amino acids)
Cellular component (GO): CCR4-NOT core complex; P-body; CCR4-NOT complex
Molecular function (GO): nucleic acid binding; poly(A)-specific ribonuclease activity
Source: RefSeq, a predicted model, not a curated record
AUGGCGUUCCUGGCCACGUGCUUCGAUUCGUCCUUCUCCAUGAACACCGUCGCUUCCGCGACGUCCCCUGUUCGCAGCAUCGGCUUUUUCAGCGUUCUUAGGCGCUGCCGCAUCAGCGCGACCCUGACCACCACGGCACCACCCACCUCUACCUUCUCUUUCGAAUCCCCCCAUUCCUCUCAAAAUCUAGAGCCUUCUUCUCUCCUCUCCCUUCCCUGGUUCCCCUUCGUCUCGCCCAGAUCCUCAAAUCAAAUCCGCCGCGUCGGCGGCGUCGAGAUCCUGAGACAGAUCGAUUGCGGGAGGGAUUCCGGCGUGCCAAUGUCGAAUCCCACGGCGGCGGUCAUCCCCAGGCCCAGCGGCGGAGGAGGGAGCGAGGAGGAGGUGGAAGAAGAGGAGGAGGAGGAGGAGCUGGUGGAGAUCCGGGAGGUGUGGGCGGACAACCUGGAGAAGGAGUUCGCGCUGAUCCGCGACGUGGUGGACAAGUUCCCCUUCGUCGCGAUGGACACGGAGUUCCCGGGCAUCGUGUGCCGCCCUGUCGGCGCCUUCCGCUCCUCGGCCGACUACAACUACGCCACCCUCAAGGCCAACGUCGACAUGCUCCACCUCAUCCAGCUCGGCCUCACCUUCUCUGGCCCGCGCGGCGAGCUCCCUGUUAUGGGUGACGGCCGCCGCCGAUGUGUCUGGCAGUUUAACUUCCGCGAGUUCGACGAUGCUCAUGACAUCUUCGCCUCCGACUCCAUCGAGCUCCUCCGCCGCAGUGGCAUCGAUUUCCGACGCAACGCGGAGCGUGGGGUCGACGCCCGUCGCUUUGCUGAGCUCCUCAUGUCCUCCGGUGUUGUGCUCAACGACUCCGUCUACUGGGUUACCUUCCAUGCGGGCUACGACUUUGGUUACCUGCUCAAGAUACUCACUUGCAGCAGUCUUCCAGACACGCAGGCUAGCUUCUUUAAGCUCAUGAAGAUAUAUUUCCCCACCGUUUAUGACAUCAAACACCUCAUGAAGUUCUGCAAUAGCCUGCACGGUGGGCUGAACAAGCUUGCAGAGCUACUUGACGUGGAGCGUGUCGGAGAGUCUCAUCAGGCCGGUUCCGAUAGUUUUGUCACUUCCUGCGCGUUCUGGAAGCUCAAGGAUUCGUUCUUCGGUGGCUCUACCGAGAAAUAUGCUGGAGUAUUGUAUGGGCUCAAUGCAGAUAAUGGUGUCAGUGUACAUUGAUGGAAUGGUACUCCUCUUGGAAUUUUAGGUUUGUGAAUGGAUUGAUUUAGGACAGAAAAUGUGACAAAUGAUCAAAGAUGUUAUGUAGGUCAAGUUUGUCUUGCUCCAUUUGUGUUUUAAUGUGAUCCUAGAGUUCUUCAGUUAUUCAUGUUGUAGUUUAAGUUGUUCUUUCUGCUUUCAUUUCUCCUACCUGGAUUAGUUAAAUAAGAAGAAAAGAUCACCUUGAGAGAUUAGUACAUG